This is a messenger RNA of Ooceraea biroi (clonal raider ant), 1678 nucleotides long. RefSeq names its product serine protease 53. Gene Ontology annotation, biological process: proteolysis. Gene Ontology annotation, molecular function: serine-type endopeptidase activity. The record is from RefSeq and is a predicted model, not a curated record. Lineage: Eukaryota; Metazoa; Arthropoda; Insecta; Hymenoptera; Formicidae.
GAGCAUUCGCUGCGCGCGGCACACAUUGGCAGUCAUGUACGUGGCUCUCAGUUUCCUCCUACUCAGCCUGACAUUCGUUGUCCACGGCUUACCAACGAGCCAUAUCAUCGGUGGUACCGAUGCACCGGUCGGCAAGUAUCCACACCACGUUGCCCUGAAGUACGAUGGCAGGUUUCGUUGCGGAGGGUCAAUUAUUAGCAAACGUUACAUUCUUACCGCAGCUCAUUGUGUGAACACUCUGGCCGAUCCUAAGAAACUCGUAGUCCACGCUGGAACGAUCUAUUUGAACGAGACGGGUGACGUUUAUCAAACAGAAAGCACAGUGUGGCACGCUGGUUUUGACGAUUACAGACUUAAUAACGACAUUGGUCUUAUUCGGGUAAACAGAGACAUUGUGUUCAGCAAUGUGAUAAAACCUAUUGCGGUUGCGCAAGAGGAUUCUGCUGGCGAAAAUACACCUUGCGUCGUGUCCGGUUGGGGCAGAACCUCGGUAAAUGGACCUACGCCUAACACCUUACAAGAACUUGCCUUAAAAGUUUACUCUCCCGAAAAAUGUAAACGUGAAUCUUGGCAAGUAACCGACAAUCACAUCUGCACUCUCACAAAAGCAGGCGAAGGAGUGUGCUUUGGUGAUUCAGGCAGCGCUCUCCUCGCUAAUGGCGCUCAGAUUGGAAUUGCGUCCUUCGUAGUCCCAUGUGCACUAGGGAUUGCCGACAAGUUCACAAAGGUGUAUGCUUAUCGAUCUUGGCUGGAGGAACACACCGUUGAUGUUGUUUAUUAUAUGUUUUUGUUCUUGUUUGAAAUAGGUCGGCCGAGCACUCACAUCGUCGGCGGCAAUGACGCUUUCGUCGGCGGGUAUCCUUACAUGGUGUCUCUGAGGCAGAAGAAUAACCAUUUCUGUGGUGGAUCUAUCAUCGCUAAACGUUACAUUCUCACCGCAGCUCAUUGCCUCGCAUCGUUGACCGAUCCCAACGUUCUCAAAGAUGUAACGGUUAACGCCGGUACCAACUUUUUGAAUAAAACUGGUUACGCGUAUGCCGUUGAAAAAGUCAUUAUUCAUACUGAUUUUGAUAUGAAUUUUAUUCGCAACGACAUCGGCUUGCUCCGUCUAAAGAGAGAUAUAACAUACAACAAGGUGGUGCAACCGAUCUCUCUCGCAAACAACGAUUCCGUGGCAGUUGGCGAACUCUGUUUCCUGACUGGAUGGGGAAAGCUGAAAUUCUUGGGUAAAAUACCGAAUAAACUGCAAAAACUCGAUUUGAAAGUCUAUUCACAAGCCAAGUGCAAAUUGUUAUGGGAUGUACUGGACAGUCAGAUUUGUGCGUUUUCGCAAUAUGGUCAGGGAGCAUGUCACGGUGAUUCCGGUAGCCCACUCGUUGCGAACGGUGUCCAAAUCGGUCUUGCGUCGUUCGUUCAACCGUGCGCUGUCGGAUACCCAGACGUAUAUACAAGAGUAUCCACUUUCAAGGAUUGGAUCGUCCAGCAUAUAUCGAAAUAAAUUUUAUUAAUUUUAUUAAUUCUUCCGACACGUCUUAUUAAGUCUUAAUUCUGCCGACACGUCGACAUCUCGACGAAGGAAAACAUGUGGCGCGAACAUUUAUUAUAUGUAUCAUUCAUCCGUGCAGAACAAGUUGAUUAAAACCAGAUUGUUUGCACGUAAUAAAUUUAUUUAUUAAAA